Rhizoctonia solani is the source of this 492-nucleotide messenger RNA. Its product is annotated as Retrotransposable element Tf2 protein. The coding region runs from base 1 to 492 and encodes 163 amino acids. Gene Ontology annotation, cellular component: pericentric heterochromatin. Gene Ontology annotation, molecular function: chromatin binding. The transcript has a single exon. NCBI's taxonomy places the organism in Eukaryota, Fungi, Basidiomycota, Agaricomycetes, Cantharellales, Ceratobasidiaceae. Gene Ontology annotation, biological process: negative regulation of transcription by RNA polymerase II; chromatin organization. The record is from RefSeq and is a predicted model, not a curated record.
AUGAAAUACUUCUAUGAUCAAAAACAUAGGAAGGAAGAGGAAAUCCAAGUAGGGGACAAGGUCUGGCUAAGUCAUCAAAACAUAUCCACCAAUAGACCCUCCAUAAAACUUAGCCACAAAAAACUAGGACCCUACUUAGUGAUUGAGAAAAUAGGAUCCCAUGCAUAUAAACUUCAAUUACCUCAUACUAUGCGCAUACAUCCUGUCUUCCAUAUCAACCUCCUUACAAAAUUCCAUCCUGAUCCUCAUGGACGUGAUCCUCCCCAACCUGCACCUAUUGUCACAGAAGAAGGUGAGGAGGAAUACAAAGUAGAAAAAAUCCUGAAUAGUAAAUGGAAAGGACACAGCAAGGGAAGAAAAUUAUGGUACCUGGUUAAAUGGAAGGGAUAUGAUGAAGGAAGUAAUUUAUGGGAACCAGUUGAUAAUGUGGCCAAUGCCAACAAAGCAAGAAAAGAAUUCCAUGAAGAGUACCCAGAUGCAAUUGGAGCUUGA